AUAAGAACUUGAAUUUCCAUCGUCUACAGGGAUAAAAACAAAAUUUCACAAAUAAUAAAUAAUACGAAAAUCAAGAUAUUUCGGAUUUGUGAGAAAAAAGCGAGCCAAAAACUCAUAUAAAUAUAAACCGUAACAUGGAAUAAAACCCUAAAAAUUUCUUUUUUAACUUUUUUGUUUUUUCAAAAGCAAUACGAAAAUGGAGGGACGGGAAUAGAAUUAGAAUUUACACAACCAACGCACCCAAAUCGUCGUAAUCUUCAUCAUGGAAAACCAAAACGAAAACCAAACAUGGAAUACCUGGGAGGAGCUGUUGCUGGCCUGCGCCGUCAAGCGCCACGGUUACAUGGACUGGGACUCCGUCUCGAUGGAGAUUCAGACCCGGAGCUCUCUCCCGAAUAUCCUCACCACCGCUAACCACUGUAAACUCAAGUACCAUGACCUUAAACGACGCUUCACGACACCGCCGGCCAAGUCGGAUGAUGAACUGGUGGCGGAAGGGGAAAAGGUUGACGACGUCCCCUGGCUCGAAGAGCUGAGGAAGCUCCGCGUUGCCGAGCUGAAACAAGAGGUCCAACGAUACGAUGUUUCCAUCUUGUCUUUGCAGUCGAAAGUGAAGAGACUGGAGGAAGAGCGAGAACGAGAGCAGGGAUUUCGAGAAGAGAACGGAAACAUACGAGAGAAACCAGAUCUGGAAGAAGAGAGAUCAGAAAACGACAAAAGAGACGACGAUAAAGGUGGAGAGCGAGAGGAGAUGCCGGUGAGAGUCGAGAACCGGAAGUUGAUUCCCGGAGAGGACUCCGACCGGGAAAACCGGUCUGUUAACGGAUCCAACUCAACCUGUUCGAACCGGAAAGCAAUUCAAAAGGAAAUGGUCAAGUCCGAACCAGAUCCGGUUCGGACCAGUCAUGUGGAGCCUCAGCCGGUUAUGAGCGGUUCGAACUCGAAACCGGAGGGAGAAGAUGACUCGGUAACGCAGUUCAGCAGUGACGUACAGAGCUCGGCGAGUUUAGGAAGCAAGAGGAAGCGGAAGGUGAGGAAGAGAAGGAGCGUUUCCGGUGAUAGCGUCAAACCAGUGCCUGUAAAAUCAGAACCGUUGAUUCAGGUUUUGGAUUUGAUCAGAUCAUCUCAACAUGGUUCACUGUUUGAGCGCCGCCUCGAAAGCCAGGAAACAGAGGAUUACAAAAACCUCAUUAAGCAGCAUAUGGAUCUGGGAAUAAUACAAGAAAGACUGGACCAAGGCUCUUACAAAUCUUGCUCCCUUUCAUUCUACAGAGACCUUUUACUUCUCUUCCACAAUGCCAUUGUUUUCUUCCCCAAAUCCUCCCAAGAAUGGCUUGUCGCUUGCGAACUGCUCACCCUUGUUUCAGCUGAAAUAAAAAAAGAAACCCAGAAAUCUGAUUCUACGCAGAAAACAGCCAGUGUUCCCACCCAACCAAAACAUGAACUCGAGAAGUCCGAUUCAUUGCUUGCCAGACAAAAAUCUUCAGCUCCCAUUGUAGUUUGUCGCAAACGUAGCUCAAUCUCAUCCAAGUCUUCUCUCUCAUCUAGCUUUGCUAAGAAGGUUGAUCCACUGGAAAGCCGAGAUGACAAUGAGGACGACGACAACAAAAAACCAGCUCCCAAGACGAAGCCAAUUGUUCUUGAACAACAAAGUUUGCUGGACAUCAAGCCAGAUUCCAAGCCUAAAACUGGUACAAGAAGCACUAGAAGAGGCAGCAAGCUCCUCAGCGCCAGCAGUGCCACUCCAAACAAGAAGCAAAGCACAAUACUCACAGGUUCCAAAGCAGCUUCAAACGACAAGGUGGAAACUGUUAAAAGUGAUAAGAAGAAAGCUGAGGCAUUGGCAUUGGAGAAGAAGAAAGGCGCAGCAGAUUUCUUGAAGAGGAUUAAGAAGAAUUAUCCGCAGGAAACGUCAAAGAAAAGUAGCAGUAAAGGAGGUAAUAAAAAAAGCAGUGGUGGUGAGCAGAAGAACAAUAGUGGCAAGAAAGACAAAGGGAAGGACAGGAUGAGCAGCGAUAGAAAACAAACGAAGGACGAAGGCAGUCUAUCAAAGAGGAGCGUUGGGAGGCCACCGAAGAAAACAGUGGAGGCGUCUACAGUAACCGGGAGACGCAGGAGGGAAAGUGAUGGAAAUGGGGUGAAGGAAAUGAAGCGACCUACAAAAAGAUCCAGGAGGUGAUGAAAUACCUCUCCUUGUGUAAAUUAUUUUAGCGGGGAGAUCACUAGUGAUUUAUUUUUUCUAAUAGACCUUUUGGUUUGGUCUAUUAUUAAAGAUCUCUAGGCUUGCCACUAGGGCAAGUCUUAAUCUAUCUUUUGUAAGAGUACUGUUGUAUCAAUAUCAUCCUCUUCUAGAUUCUUUUUAGAACAGCAGUCAUUCCACAUUAGAAGGGUAGCAGUCAGUUGUGCUACAAUUCCUGUAGCAUUUCUCCAAUGUAUAUAAUAUGCUCAACACACAUACUGACUUCAUAACCAGGCCUGGUUUGGGCUUGUAAUAGAAUAAUAUGAUUGUGCA
Molecule: messenger RNA, 2512 nt
Organism: Tripterygium wilfordii
Lineage: Eukaryota; Viridiplantae; Streptophyta; Magnoliopsida; Celastrales; Celastraceae
Product: bromodomain and WD repeat-containing protein 1-like
Exons: 3
Coding region: 263-2179 (638 amino acids)
Molecular function (GO): protein binding
Source: RefSeq, a predicted model, not a curated record